AUGAAGGUGAAGUCUUCUGAGCGACGCCAUGGGGCACGAGUUUGGCUUACAAAGCAUCAGUUGACGAUGAAGUAUGGAUCAGAACAGAUCGCGAACGAGAUCAUCAAGGCGAAGAGAGACGACCCGCAGAUCUUUGAAGAGCAGUCCAAACCACACCCAGACGCGCCGCAGUCUGAGGAGCUCAGACUGUGGCUCGUCUGGGACUCGGAAGGAAUCAGUGAAUUUGAAGAUCGGGCUUUGGAAGAAAUUUACCAAAGCAUUGAUGACAGUGACUCGGAAGAUGAAGAUUCAGAUGACAGACGCAAGUCAAAGAAGAAGCGGGGCAAGGACAAGAAGCGAAAGCGACAUUCCUCAAGCGAUGAAAAGUCUGACUCUGCAAUCAGUGUCUCCUCUGAGUCAUCUACUAAGAAGAAAAAGAAGAAGUCAAAGGGAAAGAAGGCUGCAAAGAAAGAGACAAAGGAAAAGAAGGAAAACCGCUUGCAGAAGGAAAAGGAGAAACACGAAAAAGAUGAGUUGAGAGAAAAGGAGAAGAAAGAAAAAGAACAGAUUGGAAAGGCCAAGAAGGCCAGUCUAAAUCAACCCACUCUUCCAUGGUGUUGUGCAGUCAAAAAUCCAGUUUACUGA
Cladocopium goreaui is the source of this 624-nucleotide messenger RNA. NCBI's taxonomy places the organism in Eukaryota, Dinophyceae, Suessiales, Symbiodiniaceae. The record is from the annotation of a GenBank genome assembly.